CCCGAUAUUGUUAUUCGACUUUGAAGUAAGACAGCAAGAACGAAUCGUGGUCUCAUUACAACAUAAUUAUUAACGGGAAAAUGGCAGGUGUUAGUAGCCCUAAAAAAAAUCGUAUCGCAGAAUUGCAAACAGCUUUACAAAAAUACCACCCAGGAAAAACCAUUCGGUCGGAGGCAAGACGACCGAAGAAUCCUCCUCCUCAGACGAGAAUCGGAGUUUUUGGGGUACCUGGUGUUGGAAAGUCGGCCCUGAUCAAUUCUCUCCUGUAUGUCACUAACGAAGAAGAUAUGUGGAACCACGAUGCUCCUGAAGGCUACGUUGAACAAAAAUCUACUACCGAGAAGCGAGAUUCUUACGACCUGACUGACCAUCUGGCUAUCUGCGAUAACCGGGGUAUGCUGGACUUUAGCGAAAAAUUCAUGGGAGAAGUUGAAUACCAACUAGGGGGAGUUCGGCGAGAUGGCGAAAAGGUUGUGUGGAAUAAAACUGCAGUAGAGAAACUAAAUGCAUACCUUAACAGUAUGCGGAUGUCCAAAUCUAACUGCGAGUUAUUCCAGAUCCACUGUGCCGUGAUAGUUGUGAGUGGCGAGCACCUUGCUGUUAGAGCGGAUGAUUUAGCUGGCCUCGUCAAAACAAUAAAGAAUAUGACAGGAGAGCAUCCAAUUUUUGUCAUAACUCACAAAGCAACGUCAUCCGGCGGUCCAGUGAAUGAUUUCAAAUCUGGGCUUCUCAGUCUGGGAGUUCAAUUCGUCUUCGAGAUUGAGAACUACACAAAUAAAGAUCACUUCUAUGACGAAGAGAAGCACAUGGAGUUGCUGGAAGUUCUCAACCAAUGUACAAGAGUGGCUGAUAAAGCCUUACGAUAUGCCGAAACUCAAGAAUCGGCUUGCAUCCUUUUGUAAGAAAAUUGAUUGAUACCUCAAGGCUCUUGUGUACAUGAAGGCCGAUAUAAGCGGCGGUGUCGGGGCGAACUUUUUUAUCACAAAGUUUUAUUAAAUUGCCUCUGAUUGCGCCGACGCGUCGGUGCAAUCAGAGGCAAUCUGACGUCGCGACGCGUCUCUAAACUUAGAAAAUAAAGGGGGGAACCGAACCUGCAAUCUUCAUUUAGCAUUGCAAGCGUAAAAGGAUAGUACUUGGUUUAUAUUUUGACGCAGGUUAGAAAAUAUUUAGGAGAAAAAAAUGGGGAUCCUUUAUGACCCUUGGUGAGCCUAUUAGAAAGGGUCGUCUCUAACCCUAACCACUUGUUUCCCUGGUUAUGACGAAAAAAAACAUCUAAAUGGCACCGCUUCACCUGAUUUAGGCCUAAUGAAAAUCACAAUGAUUAUUAUGAUGGUGAUACUACUAAUAUAACAACAAUAAUAAUUAUGGUAGUAAUGAUAUAAAAAUAUAAUAGGUUAUAUGGUAACAAGGCGGAUCGUUUACAGCCUUAGUUGUGUGUUGCUUUUUUUUUCCUUACUGACCAAGAUCAGAAUGAAAAUAGGUUUAAAUUAUAAGGAGAUUGUAGAAAUUGUAUUUUGAAACCUGUAUACAGAUUACUUCUUGAAAUCAACUUCAUGAACAGGGGGGGGGGGGUUCAGCAUCGUCCAAUAGGCCAAUAUAUUAUGAUAUGGUCUGUAGCAUAAUGAGCCAAUAAUUCUAAGGGGUAAGACAUGGCGUAUGGGGCCACAUUUCCAAUAAGAGAGCGAAGCAAAAGAGUACAAUUUUGACCUUUUUAAUACGAAAACCUAAUUUUGUGACAAGGUUUGACAUAGUAUUUUGACAAUAAUAUAUUUCAACUCCUUCCCCUUUCUUUUCCUCUUUUCCUUGGUUUUGAAAAUUUUGGAUAUAUGGCCCCCAAGCCCCCCCCCCCACCCAUUCGUACGACAGUGAUGGUGAUAUUCUGAUUGUGUUGCAAACAUUGCAUGGAUGCCAUACUUUUCCCUAUAAAACAUAAUUAUGAAUCAUAAAACGAUUUUUCAAAAAAGUGUAAUUAUGAAUCAUGAAAAAGUCUCCCCAGUGUUAAAGUAUUAAUUGUGACAAUGAAUCUAUGACGAAGGAAUCAUAGCGAAAACCUCUUUGUGUGAAUAGCUUUGCAUUUGGUCAGAAAAUGUUUACAUCAAUAUGAUUUCGACCUUUUUGUUCUUUUUUUUUCUUUCCUGUAUAUAUACGCAUAUAUGAAUAAGUCGACAAUAUUUUCUUCAUUUCCAAGGGGGAUCCACACUUCACAAUAUUUGCUUUUAGUGGACUCCCUCAUUUCCAUUUAUGCUCAAUAUUAUACUGUUUUUUUUGUUUUACGAAGUAAGAAUGCACGUCUGUAAAAUUGUACUUGAUUUAUAUUUAGGGAAUAUUGGAUGGCCUUGAGUGGGAUGCGAAGAAAUAUUGUACGAGCUGAAGAACAAUAUUGGAUAUACAGCGAGUAACAAUAUUUAUACGCAUCCCACGAAAAUUGGUCAUCCAAUAUUAUUAUUAUUUAGAUACCCCCACAAAGCUAAACAUAAAGUAAUGGAGAAAGGAUACAAAAAACUCAUUUGGCGGAGGGUAUCAGAAUUUCAAAAAGAAAAUCACAUGCCUAAAAAGUUCAAUAUCUGCUCUUUUAUUUGAUACCUUGAUCAC
Lytechinus pictus (painted urchin) is the source of this 2592-nucleotide messenger RNA. RefSeq lists its product as uncharacterized. NCBI's taxonomy places the organism in Eukaryota, Metazoa, Echinodermata, Echinoidea, Temnopleuroida, Toxopneustidae. Bases 81 to 902 code for a protein of 273 amino acids. The transcript is spliced from 4 exons. The record is from RefSeq and is a predicted model, not a curated record.